UCCACCCUGCCAGCCCCCGACUCGCCUCCGCCGCAUCCAACCCCACCCCCCCUCCGAUCUCCUCCGCCGACGCGGCGACCCCUCCCCGCUCUCUACCGUCGAGCUCCUUCCGGGCCGCAGGCGAUCCGCCCCCGGAAGGGCUCGUCCGUUCCUUCCCUCGCCGCCGCUCUCCCAACCCCCCUGCACGGCGCCGCAGCGGCGGUGCGAUCCAUGGACUCCCGGUCCAUCAACUUCCGCGGCAUCGCCGGGAGCGCCGGCAACAUCAUGCAGGGAAUGGGGAAAUUCGUUUUCGGCAACGAGAUGUCCGAGUCCAAGGAAGAUAGCUACGUCGAGAGAUAUCUCGACCGGAUAUGCAAUGGCACGAUACCCGACGACCGGAGGUCUGCCAUGACCGAGCUGCAGUCGCUUGUGGCGGAGAGCCGCUCGGCACAGAUGUCGUUCGGUGCAAUGGGUUUUCCUAUACUCCUCAAUGUUUUGAAAGAAGACCGUGAGGAUGUGGAGCUUGUGAGAGGUGCCCUGGAGACUUUUGUGAGCGCAUUGACUCCUAUUGAGACAUCACAAGGGCCAAAAACUGAGGUUCAACCUGCAUCGGUCAAUUCCGAUCUGCUUUCUCGAGAAACAGAAAAUAUCGCCCUUCUUUUGAGCUUACUGUCUGAGGAAGACUUUUAUGUGAGAUACUACACGAUCCAGCUUUUAACAGCUCUACUUACAAACUCACUGAAAAGAUUACAGGAGGCAAUUCUAUUGAUUCCUCGUGGUAUAACAGUUCUAAUGGACAUGCUUAUGGAUCGUGAGGUUAUAAGGAAUGAAGCACUGUUACUUCUUACAUAUCUGACCCGGGAUGCAGAGGAAAUUCAAAAAAUUGUUGUAUUUGAGGGUGUGUUUGAGAAGAUAUUCAGCAUUAUUAGAGAGGAGGGAUAUUCUGAUGGAGGCGUUGUUGUCCAGGAUUGCCUUGAACUUCUAAAUAAUUUAAUUCGACACAAUGCGUCCAAUCAGAUGCUUUUGAAAGAGACAAUGGGCUUUGACCCAUUGAUAUCAAUACUAAAGAUUAGGAGAGGAAGCGCAUUCAAUUUUACCCAACAAAAGACAGUAAAUCUUCUCGGUGCUUUAGAUACUGUUGAAUUGCUUUUGAUGGGGGGCCCAUCCAGUGAACCAGGUAAAGAUGCUAACAAGAUUGCCAAUCAAACUGCAUUGGCUCAGAAAAAUAUUCUGGAUCAUCUUCUAUUGUUGGGUGUUGAAAGUCAGUGGGCCCCUGUUGCUCUCCGCUGUAUGGCAUUGCGAUGUAUUGGCAAUUUGGUGUUAAGAAAUCCUCAAAAUCUUGAUACUCUUGUGAACAAGCAAGUUGGAGAAGAGCCGCAUGUUCAGCCUGCACUGAAUGCCAUCUUGUCUAUAAUCUUGCGGACCUCUAUAGCACAGGAAUUUGUUGCUGCUGAUUAUGUCUUCAAGUGUUUCUGUGAGAGAAAUCCCAAUGGCCAGGCAUUAUUAGCAUCAACUAUUGCUCCACAUCCGAACCAAGGAGCUACGCAUGGGGCUGCUAGUGACAUGCCAUUUGGAAGUAUACUUCUGCAAGCUCUGGUUUCAAGUGAUGUUAAUGGGGAUAUGGAGGCGUGUUGCAGAGCAUCUAGUGUUCUUUCUCACAUAAUCAAGGACAACUUGCAAUGCAAAGAUCGUGUAUUGCAAAUUCAGCUUGAGACACCUACACCAUCCUUGGGGCGCACUGAGCCGCUACUGCAUCGAAUUGUUACAUGUUUGUCCAUUUCAGGUUCCACAGAAGGAGAAAAUGACCAAAGCACCCAACUAGAAGAAUCAUAUAUUCAGCCUGUUAUUCUCCGGUUACUCAUCACAUGGCUUGUGGAUUGUUCAAAUGCUGUCAAUUGCCUCUUGGAAUCAGCAGUACAUCUGAAGUACAUAAUAGAGCUUGCUUCAAGUAAACGUUACACUGCUUGUGUUCGUGGAUUGGCUGCUGUUGUUCUAAGCACUUGCGUCCUGUACAAUGCUAGCCGUGAGAAGGGCCAUGAUGCCUUUGCUGUUGCAGAUGCUAUAAGUCAAAAGAUUGGCCUCACAGCAUACUUUUUAAGGUUUGAUGAAUUGCGGAAAAGUUUGGCACAUCCAUCGUCAGGGCAGCUGCACCGCAAGCAGCUUUCCAGAUCAAGUGCAAAUAGCAUGUCCGAUUUCCAAGAGAUUGAAGAGGAGGAAACAAAUAAAGGCAAUCAACAUCCUGUCCUCUCAGAAAUUUUGGACCUACAGUUCAUUAAUUCCGUCAGUAAGCUUGAGGCUGAUAUUAGAGAAAACAUUAUGGAUAUAUUUAGUAGGACAAAAACUGCAACUGCAGUUCUGCCUGCUGAGUUGGAGCAGAAGAAUGGGGAGGUUGAUGGAGAGUAUAUCAAGCGAUUAAAGUCAUUUGUAGAGAAGCAGUGCAAUGAGAUGCAGGACUUGCUGGCUCGAAAUGCAAUGUUAGCAGAAGACUUAGUGAGAACUGGUGGUGGUAACACUGCAGAUACUUCCCAGCAACCGAGCAGUGGCCGAGAAAGGGUACAAAUUGAAGCCCUCAGACAAGAACUUAUGGGAGCAAAACGACAGAUAGAGGCACUCAAAAUUGAGAAGGUUCAGAUUGAAGCUGAAGCUAACAACCAGCGAAACCUUGCAGUAAAACUGGAGUCUGAUCUCAAGAGCUUGUCAGACGCGUACAACAGUCUAGAGCAGGCCAACUACCGCUUAGAUACCGAGGUGAAAACCCUGCGGCAGGGAGGCGAUGUGCCCUAUCCUGACGUGGAGGCGAUAAAAGCACAAGCUAAGGAAGAGGCUGAGAAGGACAGCGAGGCCGAACUGAAUGAUCUACUCGUCUGCCUUGGUCAGGAACAAACUAAGGUUGAGAAGCUGAGCGCAAAGCUGGUGGAGCUCGGUGAAGAUGUGGAUACCCUACUGCAAGGUAUUGGCGAUGACGCUGCCAUACCAGAUGACGAUGAUGAAGAGUAAUGUCUUUCUGUUACGUUCUUGUUUUAUGGUGUAAUCGGCCCACAUGUUGGGUCAGAUGUUGUGAUGGAAAAUGUACAGUGGAUAUUAUGUAGACGAAAGUAUCAUUCCUUUGUAAGUUAUUUGUGGAUGAUGAAACUAAACUGCAGACUUGCCUCCUGGUUGAAUUUGGUUCUAUGAAUAAAUUAUAUCACCUCUA
This is a messenger RNA of Phragmites australis (common reed), 3172 nucleotides long. Its product is annotated as golgin candidate 6. The record is from RefSeq and is a predicted model, not a curated record. The coding region runs from base 211 to 2976 and encodes 921 amino acids. Lineage: Eukaryota; Viridiplantae; Streptophyta; Magnoliopsida; Poales; Poaceae. Gene Ontology annotation, biological process: transcytosis; intracellular protein transport; endoplasmic reticulum to Golgi vesicle-mediated transport. The transcript is spliced from 18 exons. Gene Ontology annotation, cellular component: endoplasmic reticulum; ER to Golgi transport vesicle membrane; Golgi membrane.